Penicillium odoratum is the source of this 1533-nucleotide messenger RNA. RefSeq lists its product as uncharacterized. The transcript is spliced from 4 exons. NCBI's taxonomy places the organism in Eukaryota, Fungi, Ascomycota, Eurotiomycetes, Eurotiales, Aspergillaceae. The annotation marks the transcript as partial. The record is from RefSeq and is a predicted model, not a curated record.
AUGGCUAGCACCCAACGCCAGCCCAUCAGCCGCAAAGCCUUUCAAGGUAUUGCGGCAGGUAUCGGUCUUCUGUCGGAGAGUAUAUCGGCCCACAAGGCAAAGAGGCAGAGUCAAGAAGACAAUCUGUCCCCAGCCAACACCGAGAGGGUGAAUCAUUCAGAGGAAGUUUCCACCUACGAGCUUUCAAGUCAAGAUAACGAAGGGACUGAACACCAAGCUAGAAUGUUAGAAGAGCAGUGGGCAUUGGAUGAAGCCCAAGAAGAGCUUCGGCAUGAGCGUGGAGUUGAAUGGGAAACCUCCCCGCCAAAAUAUACCGAGACGGAGCCGAUUGAUGAGGCCAGCCUUGCACAUCAAUUCGCAAAUUCACAUCUACCGCCACCUUAUACCGCGAACGAGAACCUGCCACAGCCACGACUCUCAGCACCAGUGGUCCUCCCUCAACGCAGGCCCAAGGCCCGUGAUCGUGGUUUUAUUCGGGCUUAUGCCCCUGCUCUCGCUGAAUGUGGAAUCGACCAGAACAUGUUCAUGGACUUCCUCAACACCGCCGAGAAGGCUUGUCAAGCGCAGCCUUGGCUCCGGGCGAUCAACUUGGCUUCCAUUGGAACCAUGUGGCUACCUUCUGUGACUGGCAUUGCUGUUUCGAUUGCGAUUCAGAUUGCCACCGAAAUGGCCAUUGCGGCCGAGGGUCGUCGAAAGACAAGCUCGUUUUUUGAUCAAGCCAAUAGGGGGUUCUUUCAACCUCGUGGGCUGUACUGUCUUGUUAUGACAUGGAAUCCGGAGCUGGCUGAUGCACCUUCUACAACGGUCGAUCUCAAUUCCUUAAUUUCUCGGGCCACAGGCGGUGGUAGCACCGAUAUGCUAGGACGCCUUCAGCACAAAUUCAAGUCUUCUGACGGCAAAGGCUAUGGCAACAUCUUCCCCCAGGUCGCGCCUCUUGUUUUUCCCGAGAUCGAGCAACUAGUCUCCGACCCAAACGCGGAGAAAAAGCUGUCCAAAUUGAAGAAAAAGGGCCAAUUCGUGGCCAACUAUAUGGAUAAGAGAGCCCAGGCUAAAUUUAUUGCCGAAAACCCAGACAGUCUUUUGGUUCAGGGUCCCGCGCCUACCUUCACCUCACGAUAUGCCGAUCCCAACCACCCCGCGAGUAGCGGUGACCCAGUUGCCUUGGUAACUGGCGGGAAGCUCAGCAUGGAGAAGUUGCAGACGUUCAAGUCUGAGAGGUCUCGUGUUGGGCGUCAUUGCCCUAACGAAUAUCAGGAUGCAUCUGCCUCAAACCCGGCACCACAUGCACCCUAUGGACGCUCUCUAGGCUUGAGAGAUGCCAUAGCUCAAGCGAGGGACUUUCGCAGUCCGCGGUGUUCUUCAAGGGACGAGCUAUAUUCUGCAGGUCGGAACUUCUCUGCAAGAGGGUCCCAGUUGGACCAGAGACAUGACCGUGGUCUUCUGACACCAAUUGCCCAAAUCAUGAAAAAGGAUGUCCUUUAUCUGGCUAUUGUCAACAUGCCAUCGGAGGAGAUGGACCGAGCACAUGAGGCU